Globicephala melas (long-finned pilot whale) is the source of this 10362-nucleotide messenger RNA. It is a transcript of the gene CHMP6, whose product is annotated as charged multivesicular body protein 6. Lineage: Eukaryota; Metazoa; Chordata; Mammalia; Artiodactyla; Delphinidae. Gene Ontology annotation, cellular component: multivesicular body; ESCRT III complex. Gene Ontology annotation, biological process: vesicle budding from membrane; late endosome to vacuole transport via multivesicular body sorting pathway. The record is from RefSeq and is a predicted model, not a curated record.
GGGGGCCGCGACGUGCGGAGCCGACCGGGCUGGGCGGCGGGGCGCGGGCCGGGCCGCGCCGGCCGCCAUGGGCAACCUGUUCGGCCGUAAGAAGCAGCAGAGCCGGGUCACGGAGCAGGACAAGGCCAUCCUGCAACUGAAGCAGCAGCGGGAUAAGCUGAAGCAGUACCAGAAGAGGAUCACCCAGCAGCUGGAGCGGGAGCGGGAGAUUGCCCGGCAGCUCCUGCGCGACGGCAGGAAGGAACGGGCCAAGCUGCUGCUCAAGAAGAAGCGAUACCGGGAGCAGCUCCUGGACAAAACAGAAAACCAGAUCACCAGCCUGGAGACCAUGGUCCAGAGUAUUGAGUUCACCCAGAUUGAAAUGAAGGUGAUCGAGGGGCUGCAGUUUGGAAAUGAGUGUCUGAAUAAGAUGCACCAGGUGAUGUCCAUAGAAGAGGUGGAGCGGAUACUGGACGAGACGCAGGAGGCUGUGGAGUACCAGCGGCAAAUAGAUGAGCUGUUGGCAGGAAGCUUCACUCAGGAGGACGAAGAUGCCAUCCUGGAGGAGCUGGACGCAAUCACUCAGGAACAGAUAGAGCUGCCAGAGGUUCCUUCAGAACCCCUUCCUGAAAAGAUCCCAGAGAAAGUCCCCGUCAAGGCCAGGCCCCGACAGGCGGAAGUGGUGGCAGCCUCGUAACUUGUGUGGGACUCACGGGGAUUCCAGAGGACUGGGGCCCACAGAGUUUGGGUGCGUGUCCGGCCCUGGCCGGGCUCCCAGGAGGCUGGCGCCGGGCCAGGUGGGCCGGGAGCUGACGGAGCAGCACAGCACACACAGGGCUCCUGAUCAGGAUGACUACGGAGCGUUUCCCUGGCGCUGCUGUCUUGCUCUCGUUUCUGGAUUAAAUGGCAACAUUCAAACUCUCCGGCCAGACGCAGCUUCUGCAGCUGUGGUUCCCCUGGGCCACGGCCAGGCCCAACGCUCCUGGUGCUGGUCACACCUCCCGUCCCGGGUCGCGCGGCUCCACGGGCCAGUGUCUCCGCCACCCUGUCUUCUGUGGAAGGCACAUCAGACCUGGCCUCCCCACCCUUCCCUUUCCCUUCUUCCUGCUGCUCCCAUUAGCUGGCAGGGCUUUGGUUAAGGGGGCCCUCCCUUGGCCUGGCUCCCGGACGUGCCCAGUUUCCAUGUAGACUUGGGGGUGGUAACCUCUCUGCUUCCACGUCGGCGUUUGUGGGUGGUGGACCAGGAGGGGUGCGUCCCUGCUGGAUUUUGAUGACUCUAGGAGGUCUGCCCACCCCAUCACUCCUGGGGCCGUACAGAGGCCCAGUCCUGCUGACGGACAUUCCAGGAUAGCCGGCCGGUGUGGCUGCGGGUCCCCGAGCUGCCAGCUUCGAGCUGUUAGCAGCCAAGUGGAGACUGGGAAGGAUGGAAGUGACUUCCCUAGUUCACGGUUCGUUUUGGAAUUAGACAAUCUCCCUGAGAUUUCACUCCCAACAGGAAGACAAAGGGGACCCUCUUAGCCCCCCAGACAAGCCAGCCCCCUAUUAAAGUUGACACCCACACAGCCUGCUGCCUUGUGGACUGGGGGCCGUGGAAGGGCGGGUUGGUGUGGUUCCUCCCUCAGGUCCCUGGAACACAGUCCCCUGACCCUCCCGGGGCACUUGGCACCUGGCUGGUCAGUGCCACACGGGCUGGGGCCUCAGGAGCCAGUGAGGUUCUAGCCCUGCCCGGCUGUGGGUGGAAGGCAGUCACCUGUGGGCACCUGCCUGCAGCAAGGUGCAGGGCGGUACUCUGGCCCCACCUCCCUUAGAAGGGUGCUGGUGGUUUCUCAUUUUUCAAGGGGUUUUGUGUGACUCCCGUGGCUGGUGGCUGGGAGGGCGUGCAGUUUGGUGCCUCUGGGGUGUGGGGGUCUGGUUUGGAGUCCUGAUGUCUAGGUAGGAAGCCAGAUGCCCCAGGGAGCGAGCAGGCAACAGCAAGGACAGACAAGUGGAUGUCCCACCUGAGGGGGGGCCUCCACACCCUCCACCCAGAGGGUAUGGUGGGCUGUGGCCAAGUUGCCAGGUCUGGAGUUCUUCAAGAGGAGCUAGAAACCCAGGCUUUCAGCGGACAGUCUUGCUUUGUGUGAAAGCACCCUUACCAGGUGCAUGCGCACCUCAGCCAGGAGGGGGCUCUGUGCCAGCUGAUUUGGGGGAUUUUGCCAGAAGCCGACCUUUCCAGCGCCACUCUGGCUGCUGGGCCCCACCCCAGUCCUAGGGGCAGUUCUGAUUGAGGAGGGGAAGGAGGUCCUGCCUCUCCUGCCUGUGAGUGACCCGUCCCUCUGCAGCAGUGGGUCCCAGGCCGGGGGAGGGAGGGGCAGCCUCUCCGGACCCCACAAGCAGGGUGGACACCUCCCCUUUCCCUCUGCCUCCCAGGACCCAGAGCUUGGGGCGGCCUGGGAAGCUGCCCAUGGCAGUGCCCUGCCUCGUCUCUUAAACAGUUUCACCACUGGGAGCUGUGUGGUGGGCUGUGGGGCACCAACCCCCGGCCCUGGUGAGCGCUUGGAGAACCUGCCCAUGGGUGUGUGUGGCCCAGCUCCCUGGGAUACACCCGUUCCCAGGACCGGAAGGUCAUGACCAGCCUCCUCCUGACCUGGGCAAGGGGUACCCUCGUGUGGAACAACCCAAGAGUUGGGGAGGGGACCCUCAUCCUCUCACCGUCAACAAGUGAGAUUUCACGUACCAACCAACAUGCCUUUUUCUUUGUAAAAGUUCAUUCCUGGACCUAGGGAGGCCGUACUCUGAAACCCAGCUGACCUAGAGCUGACUCCUAGGCUCCGGCCUUGGAGGUCACCUGGCUCAUAGGCCCCCUGUGUGUGUGUUGGGGCAGGGGGAGCCCAUGCAGCCAGGAUGAGACUCACAUCUUCCUGCCCAGCGCUGAGCCCCGGUCUUAAAAUACCAGCUGUGUGAGCCUGACCUGACCUCCUAAUCUGGGGGGCAUAGAACUCAUGACGAUCACAAACCAGUCACAGUUAAGUACAAAAUCUGGGAGCAGAGCUGGCAUCCUGCCCAAGAUCAGUGGGGGCCUGGUGGGGGGCUUGGAGGAAAAGGAGAGGCCGCAGUGAGCCACCUGCAGAGGGCCUGGUAGCAGCUGUGCCUGGUGGGUGAGAGAGGUGUAAGGGGGAGCCAUGGGGGCCUUCUGACCACAGAGAGGACUUCCUGGGAAGCUGGAAGCCAGGCAAGCCUGGCAUCCAGAAGGGAUAGACCGGGACAGUAGAGAAAAGGACCCAGGGACCAGGACCGUUUGGCUGGAGGCACAUUUGUGGUACAAGCAGCGUGGAAAGUAGAGAAGCAGGGGAUGGGGAGUUGGGGGAAGAGGGCACCCAGGAUUGGGUGGGGGUACUACUGGGACAGGGUAGGGGAGACAGAAUGGGAGGUGCCCAGACAGGGUGGGGGCCGUGUCCUGGUUGCAUUGUGUGCCCUGCCCUGGGGAGGUGUUUGCCCUCCCCCCUACCCACUGCUGCCCCAUGGGGUCUCCCGGUGACCCCCACCUGCCCAUGGGGAGAACCUGGUGAUGUCAAGUGGGGCAUUGUCAUGACAACACGGGAGCUUUGCCUUCCCAGGAGAGGCCCAGAGCCAGGUCACUGGCCACAUCACCAAACUCAGCAGGAGACCCCACCACCCCUUCCAUCUCCGCAGGUGCUCGGCCACUGGGGUGGGGGCAGCAGGUCAGCAGGUGGAGCUGGCCUCAUGGCCCCAGUCAGAGCCUUGACUGCGUGAGCCAAGACACCCAGCCUGGGGCCUCCCCAGUGGACACCUGCACCCCUUGGCCAGGACAGCUGCCACCUUGGCAUGUGCUCCACCCUUUCAACGAUCCCUAGCAUCCUUGCGGCCCUGUGUCUGGGGAUCUCAGUGAGAAAAUGGGAAACUCCAGAUGUUUCUUCCUUAAGUCAUCUGCCCCCUCUCCGCCCAGCUUUCCUGAGUGACCCUGCACACAACCCCAUCUCAUCCCUGGUGCCCCGCCCUCCCCAAGGACCAGGUCUCAGGCUGGGGGCUGUGGCGUCCUCCAGGGCUGCUCUCGCUACUUGUGAUCUUGUUCCUGAGGAGUCUGAGGACUGGUCUUGGAAGGAAGGAAGGUGUGUUCUUUCCUGAGGCAGGCACGGGCUAGUGUAGGGAAGGCAUUUAAGGGUCAUGAGCGACACUGGCCUCUGAUCUAGCUUAUGGAGUAAGUAAACCUUCCUUAAGAAGCAGAAGUUCAGAAACGAACUCAAAAGAGUAAGAGCACAGGGAAUGAGGACCGUGGAAGCUGAACUGUGGAUGCAAGGUGCUUGGCGGCGCUCUGACACCCGAAGAGUGAUCUUCACUUCGUUUUUGUGGGUUUUUUGGUAAAAGCUUCAUUGAUUGUGCAGUUCAGUCAUUUUUAUUAUGUUCUCAGAGUUGUGCAACCGUCACCACAAUCAAUUUUAGAACAGUCCCAUCAUCCCUAAGGAAACCCUGUACCCUCUCGCUAGUGCCCUCAUGUCCCCUCCCCACAGUCCCUGGCAGCCACUAGUCUGCUUUCUGUCUCUAUGGAUUUGCCCAUUCUGGACAUUCAUACACAUGGAGUCACACAAUGAAUGACCUUUAGUGUCUGGCCUCUUUUACUUAGUGUGAUGUUUUUGAGGUUUACCCAUGUUGGAGUGUGUGUCAGUACUUCAUUCCUUUUUAUGGUUGAAUAAUGUUCCAUUCUGUAGAUGGACCACAUUUUAUCUGUUCAUCACCUGAUGGACGUUUGCGUUUUUUCCACUUAUUCACUUUUAUGAAUAAUGCUUCUUUCUGUACACGUUUUUGUGUAGACAAGUUUUCAUUUCUCUUGGGUAUAAACCCAGAGUGAGUUCCACUCUGGGUCAUGCAGUGACUCUUAACGUUUGGCCAUUGGAGGAAGUGCUGCAUGUUUUCCUCAAUGGCUGCACCAUCUUUCAUCCCCAGAAGCAGGUGUGAGGGCUCCACUUUGUCCACAGCCUGCCCAGCACUAGCUAUUUCAUAUGUUUUUCAUUAUAGCCAUCCUAGUAGGAGUUAUCUCAUUGUGGUUUUGAUUUGCAUUUUCCUCAUGACUAAUGAUGUUGAGCAUCUUUUCUUAUGCUUAGUGGCCAUUUGUACAUCUUGGGAGAAAUGUCUGUUUAGAUCUUUUACUCAUUUUAAUUGGGUUGUUUUUUAUUAUUGAGUUGCAAGUCUUCUUUAUAAAUCCUUGAUAUUAGACUCUGAUCAGAUAUAAGAUUUGCAAAAAUUUUCUCCCAUUCUGUGGGUUGGUCCUUUCACAUUUUUAAUAAUUUCCUUUGAAACACAAGUGUUCUUUAAUUUUGAUGAAGUCCAGUUUAUUUUUUCUUUUGUUGCUUGUGCUUUUGGUGUCAUAUCUAAGAUACCAUUACCUAAUCCAAGGUCAUGAAGAUUUAUUUCUAUGGGGCUUUUUUAAGAGUUUUAUAGUUUAGCGCUUACAUUUAGGUCUUUCAUCCAUUUCGAGUUAAUUUUUCUAUAUGAUGUUAGGUUGGUGGUCCAAUUCAUUGUUAUGCACGUGGAUUUUUUUUUUAAGAGUUGGUUUCUUUUUUUUUUUUUAGAGUUGGUUUCUUUUUUUUUAAUAAAUUUAUUUUGCAUUUAUUUAUUUUUGGCUGCGUUGAGUCUUCGUUGCUGUGCGUGGGCUUUCUCUAGUUGCUGCGAGCGGGGGCUAGUCUUCAUUGCAGCACCCGUGCUUCUCAUCACGGUGGCUUCUCUCGUUGCGGAGCACGGGCUCUAGGUGCACAGGCUUCAGUAGUUGUGGCACACGGGCUCAGUAGUUGUGGCUCACAGGCUCUAGAGCGCAGGCUCAGUAGUUGUGGCGCAUGGGCUUAGUUGCUCCACGGCUAGAGUUGGUUUCUGUUUAUUCGGGAAUAACUGUGGUCAACUUUCAUUAAUGUGGAAGCUUACUGAUUAAUUCUUUUCCAAUCAUUCUAGUACCAUUUGAAAAGACAGUUAUUUCCCCCAUUGAAUCCUUGGCACCUUUGUCAAAUAUCAGUUGACCAAAUGUGAGAGUUUAUUUGCAGACUCUCAAUCCUAUCCCAUUUAUAUGUCUAUCCUUAUAUCCUUAUUGUAGCUUUGUAGUAAGUUUUGAAAUCAGGAAGUGUGAAUCCUCUAACUUUGUUCUUUUUCACGGUUGUGUUUGCUAUUCUGGGUCUCUUGAAUUUCCAUAUGAAUUUUAGGAUCAGCUUGUUAAUUUCUGGAACGAAGCCAGGUGAGAUUUUGAUGGGGAUUUUGUUGGAUCCAUAGAUGAAUUUGGGGAGUGCUGCCAUCAUAGCAAUAUUAAGUCUUAUGAUCCAUGAACACAAGUGUCUUUUCAUUUAUUCAUUAAUUCCUUUCAACAAUGUUUUAUAGUUUUCAGAGUGUAAGUUUUAUACUUCUUUUGUUAACUUUAUUAUUAAGUAUUUUCUUCUUUUUGAUGCUAUUGUAAAUGGAGUUUUUUUCUUAAUUUCAAUUUCAGAUUAUUCACUGCAAGUGUAUAAAAAUAAAAUUGAUUUUUGUAUGUUGAUCUUGUAUCUUUCAACCAUGCUGAACUUGUGUAUUAGUUCUAGUAGGUUUUUAGUGCAACCCUUAGGAUUUUCUAUAUGCAAGAUCAUAUCAUGUGCAAAUAGAGAUAGUUUUACUUUUUCCCAAACUGGAUGUCUUUUAGUUCAUUUCCUUGCCUAAUUUCCCUGGCGGAGACCUCCAGGGCAGGGUUGACUAGAAAUGGAUAUCUUCAUUUUAUAUGUUUCUAUUCCACUCCCACCCCUAAAAUACUAAAAACAGGAAGAACAAGUCCUUACAAGUUUUUGAACAAAAUCCAGCUCAUUUCUUUUUCCUUUCCCAUUCAUCCCUUCCUACCUUUCUCCUUUCUUCUACUUUUCUUUUUGAGCAGGGUGGGGUGGGGCUGACAGGCCAGGUCACGCCUGGCCCACCCGGUCUUCAAGCUGCACUUGUCAGUCUUUGAGAUGUUCCCGUGGAUUCCGUCGUGAAAUGUGAGCUUGAUAAUGGCAUCAUCGUGGGUGGGUUUGCUGCCAGGCGGGAACUGGCCAGUGGCUCUGCAGCAGCAGAGGGAGAAGAUCUCCCAUGCUGUGAUUCCAAGCUGAGAGGGGCAGCAAGAGGGUGAGUAACACUCAAGAUGAUGGCCCCAGUGGUAACCAAAGCCCCCAGACAAAUGUGUUAACAAAGGACGUGUUAAGUCCCAUAAAGGCCGCCAGUGUAUGGGUUUAUAGGUUAAAGCCUUGUUUGGUAGCGAUGUAUUUGAAGAAGGUCUGGGAAUUUUGCUUGCAAACUCUGCAGGUGAACUGUGGGUGCAGCUGCUAAAUCCUCGAUGGAACCUUAGGCUUCACCAAUAGAAUAUCCUCUUAGUGGGAUGCUGCAGUCCCCUCACCAGCUUACGUUUACAGUGCUGCCCCUGCGUCAGCAGUAAAAGGCUAGGUUCUGAAUGUUCUGCUUCAGCAAACAGUGCCAUGGAGAAGGGCAGAGACGGGUCUGACGUGUUUGCUGUGCUGUCCCAGCCUCCUGAGUGCUGAUGUGCUCAUAUAAUAGGUACCCCCACAGCUGUGUUCGAUUCACGAUGAUCGACAUUUCCAAAGUGCUCACUGGCUAAACAGGCAGAUUGCAGCCGUCUAAUUCCUCAGGCAGAACGUGUCAUUCCCCAGUGACGUCUGCAGAGCGAGAGAGGGUCUCAGUGUGUCUUUAUAUAUUGUUUUCCUCGUGUGUUUAAAAAACAAUACGUUCUUAAAUACAGUAUUGCCUUAGUACUGUAGUUUCCCCCUUGUAGUCUUGCUUACUCCACUUAUUUCUUACUCCACUUAUUUUUUAAUAAAUAAUAUAAAAAUAUACCCGUCUCAGUUUCUUUACAUUAGUUCCAAAUCAGUAGCAUUUAACCUAAGUUUAGCUGUAGAUUUAAAGAAGCCAUAAGAACACAUUCGUCUAUACAAGGGGAAGUGGGCAUUUCCUUAUCAAGGGUGAUAUCCCAGAGGAAACCCAUUUUCCCACAGACCGUUCGUCUGACCCACUGAGGCACAUCUCGUGCCUGUACUACCGACUGAACAGCCUCAUGUGGAGGAGGUGACCUGUGGCUUAUCCUGUGCAUCUGUUGCUUUGCCUACCCUCAGUGUACUGGCAUGAAGGGAAGUGAGGGGAAGCAAACACACUUUUUUUUUUAAUUGAUGUAUAGUUGAUUUACAAUGUCGUGUUCAUUUCAGGUAUCCAGCAAAGUGAUUCAGAUAUAUAGAGAGAUAUAUAUAGAAAUAUAGAUAGAUAUAGAUAUUCUUUUUCAGAGUCUUUUCCAUUAUAGGUUAUUACAAAAUAUUGAGUAUAGUUUCCCAUGCUAUACAGUAGGACCUUGUGUUUAUCUAUUUUAUAUAUAGUAGUGUGUAUAUGUUAAUCCCAAGCUCCUCAUUUAUUCCCCACGACCACCACUUUCCUCUUUGGUAACCAUAAGUUUGUUUUCUGUGUCUGUGAAUCUGUUUCUCUUUGGUAAAUAAGUUCAUUUGUAUUAUUUUUUAGAUUCCACAUAUAAGUGAUAUCAUAUGAUAUUUGUCUUUGACUUACUUACUUAAUAUGAUAAUCCCUAGGUUCAUCCAUGUUGCUGCAAAUGGCAGUAUUUCAUUAUUUUUUUAUGGCUGAGUAAUAUUCCAUUGUGUGUGUAUGUGUGUGUGUGUGUGUAUGUGUGUGUGUGUGUAUAUAUAUAUAUAUAUAUAUAUAUAUACACACACACACACACCACAUCUUAUCCAUUUAUCUGUCAGUGAACACUUAGGUUGCUUCCAUAUCUUGGCUAUUGUAAAUAGUGCUGCUGUGUACAUUAAGGUGCAUGUAUCUUUUUGAAUUAGAGUUUUUGUCUUUUCCGGAUAUAUGCGCAGGAGUGGGAUUGCUGGACCAUAUGGUAACUCUAUUUUCAGUUUCUUAAAGAACCUCCAUCAAGUUCUUCAUAGUGGCUGCACCAAGUUACAUUCCCACCAACAGUGUAGGAGGGUUUCCUUUUUACCACCCCUCUCCAGCAUUUAUUUGUAGACUUUUUUGAUGAUGGCCAUUCUGGUGUGUGGUGAAACCUCAUUGUAGUUUUGAUUUGCAUUUCUCUAAUAAUUAGCAAUACUGAGCAUCUUUUCAUGUGCCUGUUGGCCAUCUGUAUGUCUUCUUUUGAAAAAUGUCUGUUUAAGUCUUCUGCCCAUUUUUUGAUUGGGGUAUUAGUUUUCUUGAUAUUGAGCUGUAUGAGCUGUUUGUAUAUUUUAGAAAUUAAUCCCUUAUCAGUCACAUCAUUUGCAAAUAUUUUCUCCCAUUCCACAGGUUGUCUUUUCAUUUUGUUUAUGGUUUCCUUUACUGUGCAAAAGCUUUUAAGUUUAAUUAGGUCCCAUUUGUUUAUUUCUGCUUUAAUUUCCAUUACUCUAGGAGACGGUUCCAAAAAAUUAUUGCUUUGAUUUAUGUCAAAGAGUGUCCUGCCUAUGUUUUCCUCUAGGAGUUUUAUAGUAUUCAGUCUUAUAUUUAGGUCUUUAAUCCAUUUUGAGUUUAUUUUUGUAUAUGGUGUUAGAGAAUGUUCUAAUUUCAAUCUUUUAUAAGUAGCUUUCCAGUUUUCCCAGCACAACUUAUUGAAGAGACUGUCUUUUCUCCAUUGUAUAUUUUUGCCUCCUUUGUCAUAGAUUAAUUGACCGUAGGUGUGUGGGUUUAUUCCUGGACUUUCUAUCCUGUUCCAUUGAUCUAUAUGUCUGUUUUUGUGCCAGUACCAUACUGUUUUGAUUACUGUAGCUUUUAUAGUCUGAAGUUAGGGAGUGGGAUUCCUCCAGCUCUGUUCUUCUUUCUCCAGAUUGUUUUGGCUAUUUGGGGUCUUUUGUGUUUCCAUACAAAUUUUAAAAUUAUUUGUUCUAGUUCUGUGAAAAAUGCCAUUGGUAAUUUGAUAGGUUUUGCAUUGAAUCUAUAGUUUGCCUUGGAUAGUAUGGUCAUUUUAACAAUAUUGAUUCUUCCAAUCCAAGAACAUGGUAUAUCUUUCCAUCUGUUGGUGUUAUCUUCAUUUUCUUUCAUCGGUGUCUUAUAGUUUUCACAGUACAGGUCUCUUGCCUCCUUAGGUAGGUUUAUUCCUAGGUAUUUUAUUCUUUUUGAUGUGAUGGUAAAUGGGAUUACUUCCUUAAUUUCUCUUUCUGAUAUUUUGUUGGUAGUGUAUAGAAAUGCAAAAGAUUUCUGUAUAUUAAUUUUGUAUCCUGCAACUACCGAAUUCAUUGAUGAACUCUAGUAGUUUUCUGGUGGCAUCUUUAGAAUUUUCUGUGUAUAGUAUCAUGUCAUCUGUAAACAGUGACAGUUUUACUUCUUCCUUUCCAAUUUGGAUUCCUUUUAUUUCUUUUUCUUCUCUGAUUGUUGUGACUAGGACUUCCAAUACUAUGUUGAAUAAAAGUAGCAAGAGUG